Molecule: messenger RNA, 2202 nt
Organism: Gordionus sp. m RMFG-2023
Lineage: Eukaryota; Metazoa; Nematomorpha; Gordioida; Chordodea; Parachordodidae
Product: aldehyde dehydrogenase family 3 member B1-like
Exons: 11
Coding region: 51-1442 (463 amino acids)
Biological process (GO): aldehyde metabolic process
Cellular component (GO): cytoplasm
Molecular function (GO): aldehyde dehydrogenase (NAD+) activity
Source: RefSeq, a predicted model, not a curated record
UGUCAGUCGUCAUUAUCAGAUCCUCAUUUCGGGAUUUAUGCAAUUUUAGAAUGGAUGCGAAAGAUAUUAUAAAUAAACUAAGGCGUGGUUUUAGGAAGGGUAAAACGCGUUCCUAUGAUUUUAGAAUACAACAACUAAAUCAAUUUGAUUUGAUGUUGAAGGAAAAUGAAGAUUUAAUAUGUGAUGCUUUGUAUAAGGAUUUACAUAAAAAUAAACAUGAGGUAUUAUUUACAACAAUAUUGAUUAUUAGAAAUCAUCUCUCGGUGAUAGUUAACAAUCUAAAAAAAUGGAUGUUACCAGAAUGUGUAGAAAAAGAUUGGGUUCAAUCAAUUAACUCAGCUUAUGUUGUCAGGGAACCUUAUGGGAUUGUUCUUAUUAUAAGUAGUUGGAAUUAUCCAAUUCAGUUAAGCUUGAUUCCACUUAUGGGUGCUAUUGCAGCAGGGAAUGUUGCAAUAUUAAAACCUUCUCCAAUUUCUUUAUCUUCAACAGCUUUAUUAGCUAAGUUAAUUCCUAAAUAUUUAGACAAUGAUUGCUUUGCAGUAAUUGAAGGUGAUUCUGAACAAACAUCUGCUUUGUUAAAAGAACAUAAAUUUGAUCACAUAAUGUUUACUGGUAGUUCAGGUGUUGGCAAAUUAGUUAUGAAAGCUGCAGCUGAAUUUUUAACUCCGGUAACAUUGGAACUUGGUGGUAAAAGCCCAGCGAUAUUGUUAUCUGAUUGUGAUGUAGAGAUAGCUGCUAAAAGAAUUUUAUGGGGAAAAUUUUCUAAUUGUGGACAGAUAUGCUUAUCACCUGAUUAUUUAAUCUGCCAGGGUUUUAAUACAAGGGACUCUUUUAUCAAAGUAGCUAAAGAAUUGCUCAUUAAAUUUUAUGGUGGAGAUCCAAAAUCAAGUGAUUCAUAUGGAAGGAUUAUCAAUAAAUUCCAUUUUGAUCGGAUCAAAGGAUUAAUGGAAGAUUGUGAAAUAGCUCACGGUGGCAAAUUUGAUGAGGUCGAAUUGUAUAUUGAACCUACCAUUUUAGUCAAUGUGAAUAUCGAUGCUCCUAUAAUGCGUGAAGAAAUAUUUGGUCCUUUAUUGCCUAUAAUUGUGAUAGAGAAUGUUGGAAGCAUAAUAGAAUUAAUUAAUAACGGGGAAAAACCGUUGGUGCUAUAUCUGUUUACCGAUGAUUCGUCCGUUCAAAAUAAAAUAAUAUCUGAAACCUCUAGCGGGGGAGUCUGUAUGAACGACGUUUUCAUGCACUAUACAUAUGAGCAUUUACCUUUCGGUGGUGUAGGAAACAGCGGAAUGGGAAAGUACCAUGGUAGAUAUUCAUUCGAACAGUUUUCCAACUCAAAGGCUUGCCUAAAAACAUCGCUGUGGUUCGAGGCCAUAAAUGACAUGAGAUAUCCGCCAUUUUCCGAAAAAAAGACCAAAUGGUUAUCGUUCCUGAUGCGUAAAAAGGUCUAAAAAUGGAUCUCUUUUUUUUAUUAUAGAAAUUAAUUUAUCUAGUUUGUUUGUAAUUAAUUCAAUGUUUUUAUCAUUUGAAUACAAACAUUUUAAUUGGUAAUCUCAAAUUAAAUUAUUUUUUAUACGCUCGUUUAUAUAUACAAAUAUAGUUUAUACGCUCACGUUUAUAUAUACAAAUAUAGUUUAUAACGCUCACGUUUAUAUAUACAAAUAUAGUUUAUACGCUCACGUUUAUAUAAGGGCAUUAUAAUUGUUUUUUUCCUUAAAUAUUCAAAUAUAGUUAUAUUUAUAUUUUUUAUAUGAAUAAAAUUUCUUAUAUCAAAUAUUCACCAAAGUAAUAUCCUUUAUCCAAAUAUAAAAAUAUUUCCCUCUUUAGCUUUAAAUUACAGUAAUAUUCUAAUCUAAAAUAUUUCAUCCAUCACUUUUUCCACAGUUUAUAACUAUUUUUAAGCAUGACAUAGAUUUUCACAGACAUAUUUUUAGACCACCACCCACAAAGCUCAUAUUUUUAAAUUUAUUUUUUAAGCGCGGUUUGAAUAUAUUUAAAUCUUAACCUCGCCAAAAUUUUUAAUUUAAAAUAUAAAUUAAAUAAAUACUUAUUUAAAGCCUUGCAAAAUAUAUGUUUUUUUAAGAAUAAUAAUAUUUUCUUAUUUUGUAAGCAAUUUAUAUUUGACCACCUCUUAUACUUUUAUAGUAACCUAAAUUUAUUUUUUAAAUUGUAACUUAACAUAAUUUUAUUUAAGACCUUAACUUAUUUCUU